Halichondria panicea is the source of this 4325-nucleotide messenger RNA. RefSeq names its product ATP-binding cassette sub-family C member 4-like. Lineage: Eukaryota; Metazoa; Porifera; Demospongiae; Suberitida; Halichondriidae. The record is from RefSeq and is a predicted model, not a curated record. Gene Ontology annotation, biological process: transmembrane transport. The transcript has 29 exons. Gene Ontology annotation, cellular component: membrane. Gene Ontology annotation, molecular function: ABC-type transporter activity; ATP hydrolysis activity; ATP binding. Bases 84 to 4172 code for a protein of 1362 amino acids.
UGUUGUGGUAGACUUUAAUCGGGGCUGGUGCGAGACCAAUGAUAAUGCAUUUUGGCUCAUGUUUGAUUUCACUGUGAUCGACCAUGGCUGACAGUCAAGCAGAGUCCAAGACAGUGUCCUCUGAAGAAGAGGAAGGUUGGGAUCGGAGAUUUGGGAAGGGUGGUCAUUCAGCGGUGGGUGGUGGUGUCAGUGAAAAGAAGGACCCACGGCCAAAGUACAACAUUUUAUCAUGGCUACUUUUUCUAUGGCUGGAACCACUCCUUUGGCAUGGCAUGAGACACGGAGUGACUCGGGACAACCUAUAUCCACACCCUUCUGAGACAGACUCUCAGAAACUUUUACAGAGAUUCAACCGUUACUGGGCGGAAGAGAUGUUGAGGAAGGAAAGUGGUAAAAAACCCAGACUAAUGCUAACCUUGAUACGCUGUAUGCCCUGGCGAGUAUUGGUACAUAGCAUCUUCUAUUUCAUGGAAACUGUUCUUCUAGUAUCACAGUCUGUACUACUUGGAUAUCUUACAGAGACCAUAGGAAAUGCUCAGGAUCCAUACUUGCUUGGAGCAGGCCUUGUCCUGUGUGCCCUACUUGUGAUAUUCAUACAUGCUCACAACUAUUUGCUGGGCUACAAGCUAGGAAUGAUUUCUCGAACACUCAUGACCGCAGUUAUUUAUCAGAAGGUGACCACUCUGAGUCAAGUGAGUAUUGGGAAGCUGUCAGUUGGACAUAUCGUCAAUCUGGCCUCAAAUGAUGUGCAGAAGUUUGAGCUGGCCUUCCUUCAUCUUCCUGUUGUAUGGAUUAUUCCAAUUACCUGGAGUGUGCUAACGUACAUCGCUUAUCUUGAGGUUGGAUGGAGUGCAUUCACCAUAAUCGGGUUUAUCCUCGUACUAACCCCAUUGCAACUUCUGUUGGCAAAAGUAUUUUCCAAGUUAAGGCACAAGUCUGCAUUAGUGACUGACAAGCGUAUUCGUAUCAUGAAUGAGGUAAUAUCUGGAAUGAAGGUCAUCAAGAUGUACGCCUGGGAGUUUGCCCUCAAGGCUGUCAUCUCAAAACUAAGAAGGGGGGCAGGUAAUCCUGGUACUGCUUUAGUAAUGGACAUGGUCACAAGAAACAUCUUUGGAGGUCUACUUGUAACUAAAACUGCAAGUAUAGUUAGGGUAUCCAUGAGAGAGUCGUUCAUCAUUCUCCAGAGUGCUACAAUCCGCGCCAUCGGCCUGUCACUUAUUUUGGUCUCAGUUCCCAUCGUAUCGUUCACACUAUUCUCUGUCUACACAGCCAUUGGUGGAAUCCUUACUCCCAAAAAGGUCUUCACCACCCUCUCUCUGAUUAUCCUCCUCAAGCUUGAUGUGUAUGCAGUUGUCAACAUUGAAUUAGCAAUCUCUGAAGGUCUUGUUGCAAUCUCAAGGAUCAGUAAAUUCCUUGCUGUUAAAGACUCUUCUCAAGGCAUCAGCAAUUGCCCAGCUAAUGAUGACUGUAUGGAAUCAUUUGUCCUUGUUGAAAAUAUGUCCGCAUCCUGGGGCGACACUCCAGUACUUGAGAACAUCAGCAUUAAACUCACAAAGGCUAGUCCACUUCUUACUGUGUUUGGCUCUGUGGGAUCAGGAAAGUCCACCCUGCUGCAAGUAUUGCUGAGUGAGCUGCAGCCCUCCUCUGGGAGAGUAAACAUCAAUGGUAGAUUAUCCUACACGUCUCAGGAGCCCUGGUUGUUCUCAGCUUCUCUUCGUGACAACAUCUUGUUUGGGAAUGAGUAUGAUCCAGUCAGAUACAACGCAGUCAUCGAUGCCUGUGCUCUAAAAAAGGACAUUAUCCAACUAGUGAAUGAUGACUUGACGCUGGUGGGGGAGAGAGGAGUCACUCUGAGUGGGGGACAGAAGGCACGAGUGAGUCUGGCCAGAGCAAUCUAUCACCAGGCAGACAUUUACCUCCUCGACGACCCUUUCAGUGCAGUGGACACAGCAGUGGCCAAGCAUAUCUUUGACAGGUGUAUAAAAGGAUUAUUAGCUGCAAAACUGGUGAUUCUUGUAACUCAUCAAGUACAGUUUGCCCUGCGUAGUGAUCAACUUCUGGGGCUCAAAGAGAGAGGUGUAGAAGUCUAUGGUGAAGUGAAUGAGCUACAGGCCAGAAAUGUCAACUUAAAGCAACUGCUGGGGCUAGAGGACAUUGAGGAGCUGCAUGCAUCUGAGCUAGAUAAUGAUGGCAAGGCUUACGUUUCAUCCAUCACUCGUGAAGUUUCAGACCGUAAUAAACCAAGUCAGAAGUCUGCUUCCGAUGCAACUGGAUGUGUCAGCUACAAAUAUGAACCAUCUCUCUUUUCCGUACCCUCUCUCUACUCUCUGCACUCUGAAAUCAGCAUCCAGCAGUUACCAACAAAGGUAAACAAUCUUUCACCAGAGGAGAGGAGCUAUGGGUCUAUAUCAUUCACCACGUAUGUGAAAUACUUCCAGGCUGGUGGUAAUGCCCUGAUACUAAUGUUGAUGGUGCUACUAUUCAUCUUUGGAGAAGGUGGCUUAGUGGCUUGUGACUGGUGGAUAUCUGAUUGGGCACAGUGUUACCAGUUGCUGAAUGAAACAUUUGACAGCGGAAAUCGCACCAUAUGUUUACUGUCCACAAAUGAGAGGAUUUCUACUUUUGCUGGUUUAUUGGCUGGAACCAUUCUUCUGAACUUUAUUAAAAUUGUUCUUUUCAGCAGUAUGUGUGUGAAUGCUUCUCGUGUUCUUCACAAUCAAAUGCUUGACUGUAUUUUGCACACUCCAAUGCUGUUCUUUGAUACCAAUCCAAUAGGAAGGAUUCUGAACAGAUUUUCCAAAGAUGUUGGAUUUCUAGAUGACCUGCUUCCCUAUAUUUUCAGCGAAUACAUGAUAUAUUUUUGUCGGAUGUGGGCUGUUGUCGUCACAGCUAUCGUUGGUUUGCCCUGGCUGCUCAUCCCAUGUGUGGUCCUCCUACCUUUGUUUCUAGCCUUAAGAUGGUAUUAUCUGAAAACAGUGAGAGACAUUAAGAGGCUUGAAGGAUUAGCUCGUAGUCCAGUUUACUCUCACAUCUCCUCGACCCUGCAAGGUCUGCCCGUCAUCAGGUCGUUUGGAAAGACAGCGAUGUCAGUGAAGCAGUUCCACGAUUACCAGAAUGAACACACAAAGGCGUACUAUGCCUAUCAAGCCUUGACCAGAUGGCUUGGAGUCCGAUUAGAUUUGAUAGUCAUUUUACUUCUGGCGUCUGUUGUCUUUAUUGCUCCAUCGUUGAGCACAGUGUUCGACCCUGCUCUGAUUGGGCUUGCCUUGACAUACACUCUAUCACUUGCUCAAGAGUUUCAGUAUUCUGUGCGCUUGAGUGCAGAUGUUGAGAGCACUAUGGUUGCAACCGAACGAAUCAUUGAGUAUAGUGAUCUGAGAAAUGAAGCUUCAUUUGAAACUGUUCCUAUCGACAAAAAGCCGUCCAGCGACUGGCCGAGCAAUGGUUGCCUGAUGUUUGAGAAUGUAGCAUUUCAGUACUCUCCCAAUCUCCCAUUUGUGUUGAAGAGUGUUUGUUUUGCUAUAAGACAAGCUGAAAAGAUUGGAGUUGUCGGGAGAACUGGAGCUGGUAAAUCUUCGCUUUUGUCUGUGCUCUUCCGACUAGCUGAGCCCUCCGGACGAAUCACUAUUGAUGGCGUCGACAUCCUGUCUAUUGGAUUGCAUGACAUACGCAGUAAGAUGUCCAUCAUUCCCCAAGACCCUGUGUUGUUUAGUGGGACAAUGCGCUACAACCUAGACCCUUUCAACAAGUUCUCAGACAAUGAGUUGUGGGAUGUGCUGGAGCAGGUGCAGUUAAAGAGUACAGUGCAGCAGCUAGAGGGACAGCUGGCUGGUGAGGUGUUAGAAGGAGGCAGCAACUUCAGUGUGGGACAGAAACAGCUAGUGUGUCUGGCUAGGGCAAUGAUGAAAAAGAACAAGAUACUCAUUCUGGAUGAAGCCACCGCUAAUGUGGACUUAAGAACUGAUGAGAUAAUCCAGCAAACUAUCAGACAAAAAUGUUCUGAGUGUACUAUCAUUACAAUAGCACAUCGACUCAAUACAAUAAUGAACUCCGACAGAAUAUUGGUACUGGAUAAUGGAGAAGUGCUGGAAUUUGAUACUCCUUUCAAUCUGUUGAAAGAUCCCAAAUCUCUUCUGUCAGAGAUGAUAAGAGUUAAAACAGCAAUAUCAUAAUUAUACAAAUUGUAGCUAGUACUCUAACUGUAGUGUGUGUCUAUAGUAUAAUUAUACAUUGUAGAUGUAUAGUCAUGGAGAGGGAAUAGCCUUGCAUAGAUUUGGUUUGCCUCUUUCGGAAUUUUAAAUUCGAACAUGGUAUAUCGUGUAAUG